Molecule: messenger RNA, 300 nt
Organism: Rangifer tarandus platyrhynchus (Svalbard reindeer)
Lineage: Eukaryota; Metazoa; Chordata; Mammalia; Artiodactyla; Cervidae
Source: the annotation of a GenBank genome assembly
AUGAAUUUGAGCAAAUUCCAGGAGAUACUGGAGGACAAGGGAGCUUGGCAUGCUGCAGUUCAUGGCAUUGCAGAGUCAGACAGGACUGAGCAACUGACCAACAAGAGUCCAGUAGGUGCUCAGAUACAUGUUGAUUUUAAAAAACUGGAGAAACUACACUGCCUAGCAUUUGGUGAGAUUUUGGUAAUUUUUUUUAAAUGUAAUACCAGAAUGGCAGUUCUAUUCCUCAUUAUAGGAUCUCUAUAUCUCAAUCUGAGUUUACAUUAUAGAAGAAUCUGCCUUAUUUAUUUAGAAACAUGA